Messenger RNA from Mollisia scopiformis, 300 nucleotides. RefSeq lists its product as uncharacterized. Lineage: Eukaryota; Fungi; Ascomycota; Leotiomycetes; Helotiales; Mollisiaceae. The coding region runs from base 1 to 300 and encodes 99 amino acids. The transcript has 2 exons. The record is from RefSeq and is a predicted model, not a curated record.
AUGGUUGAAUUCGCCUAUGGAGCCCUCGCCGGUCUCAUUGUCGGCGUGGUUUUUGGGACUUUGGUCUUGGUGGCAAUUGGCAAGGAGGUUUUUUAUCGAAUCACCAAGCCACGAGAGGGACAAGGAACGGGACCAUAUAUGGUCGGCGGAGCUGGGACGGAGAUGGACACUUCGGGUGUGAGCGGGGGUGAGGGUGGAGAGUCUGGGGAGGAGGCUGGUGAUAUCGGUGGUGGUGACGGAGAUGCGGUGGUGGUGGAGCACGGAGAUGAGGUGGAUGAAGAGAGGGAGAUUGGUUUGUGA